AUGCCAUUGCAGCGUGCCGAGGGCAAUCCAUACCCCUCUGAGGGCGUUUAUAACACAUCCCUUCAGGUCAUCACCCACGCAAGCUUCAGCCUUUCUACCGAAGAUUCUGUCGACGAGCACCCAGAGCGCGGUCUGCGGAUCGAAAAGGUCGCGGUCGCGAACGGACAAGCGUCGAUCGACGUUACCUCGGUGGACUACGGCAAUAUUGCCCUUUCAGGUGCCGACGGCGAGGAGACAUGCUGGGUCUCCAAUGCACAGGUUGACGGGAGACCGGCAUUUGAAGUCUGCGGCGUCGUCAAUCUGGCACAUGGCUUGGGAACAACUGCUCUCGAGGGCCGCUACUACUAUGACUGGCUGUACAGCCCGUCCGACACCCUCGCCCCUGGUGAGCUAAAUUGGAGAUUCAAUAGAAUUGGGCUCGCAAACACCGACAAAAGCACCAUAGCUCAUAAUAUGGACAGCAUUUUGAGCACUACUCUCCCUCGCCUGCUGCACAAUGUCGCAGCCUCCUUGACCCAGCUCGGCCGCGACAGAGCAAACUCGACCGUCCGUGGAACCGCCUCGGUCAGCGAAGCCUACGUUCGGGUAAAUUGGGUUUGGCUGAGCCUUCCUGCGACGGUGGUUGUGCUCACGUUGGUAUUUUUGGUCCUGACACUGCUGGCAAAUAGAGAACAGGGCGCGGAGCUCUGGAAGUCGUCCAUUCUGCCCGUCCUAUAUCAUGGUCUGGAUGAUAGUGCCUUGUGGCAUAACGAGCAAUACAGGACAGCCAGUCGCAUGGAGGCUUGUUCGCAGCGGGUUGAAGUGAGAUUACAACCGUCUGAGCGAGGAAACGGUUGUUGUUGA
This is a messenger RNA of Aspergillus calidoustus, 843 nucleotides long. NCBI's taxonomy places the organism in Eukaryota, Fungi, Ascomycota, Eurotiomycetes, Eurotiales, Aspergillaceae. The record is from the annotation of a GenBank genome assembly.